Cuscuta epithymum is the source of this 5247-nucleotide messenger RNA. NCBI's taxonomy places the organism in Eukaryota, Viridiplantae, Streptophyta, Magnoliopsida, Solanales, Convolvulaceae. The record is from the annotation of a GenBank genome assembly.
CGGGUCUGGUCUAAUAUGGAGCGGUCCAUAUAACUCCAGGUAUUACCAUUCAGAAGUCAUACGAGCGGCCAGAACAACUCCAUCACCUUCCUUCUUCUCUUCUGUAAUCGCCGUGUUUUCAGUGACAACCGAAGGCGAUUUCAAGAACUCUUUCGGACGGAGUUAUCUUCAAAGCGGACAAGUAGAGUGUGAAGUUCUUCGACGUCAAUAUCUUUGAUCGUACUGAGAAUCGGAAAUUGAUUCAAACUCUGGACGAAGACCCUCCCAGGCGUGAUUGGUGAAGUCUUCGUUGUCCACCGGUCGUCCGGCCAUGGAGAGUUCAUCUCCGAGAGUCCCAAUGUGGUGAAGAUAAUCUCCUACAGACUGAGACCCUUGCUGAGCAUGACGGAAUUGGUCUUUUAAGCUCCGACCUUUGGUAGCUGAAAGGGUCCCAUAGAGACGAUCCAGCAUUUCCAGACAGAGGCGGACGUUCGUGCAGAACCAAUUAAAGGCUCGCAAGCUGGACUGAGAGAAGAAACUAGGGCAUGAUGGAGCAGACGAUCCUGUCUGUUCCAUAGGAGAUGGCGAGCUGCGUCGCUUUCUGGAGGAGGAGACACAUUUUCAUCGAUGUAGCAGUCCAGUUGGGAACAAAUAGGAGGUCCAUCACCUGAUCUCUUCAUACCAGUUCGGAAUUAUGGAAGUGCUUUCUACAUAUUGCCCACAAGAGGAGGCAAAAACAAGUCUUUUGCAUGUUGAAGAACAAAAUCAUCUGAAUUUUCUAGAACAAGACCAAACUGCAGAUUUUGAUGAUAUGAAAAGACAAGAUGGAGUACAAUGGACCAUUGAGGAUAUGCCAACUUCUGAAACACAUUUUUCUGGGGAAGCAUGUAAUGAAAAUGAAGAGGGUGGUACAAAGUUGUCCGCUGAUUCCCAUGAGUCUCAGGAUGAAAACAUCGAAAUCUCUCAACCGUUUGUUAAUGAAACUGAAAGUGAGCAAGUUAAUGAGAACCAGGAGGGAGAAACCUUUCCAUGUGAAACCCCCUUGCUAGAAAGAGAUGAAGCUCUAGCAGUAUGGGUAAAGUGGAGGGGUAAGUGGCAAGCAGGAAUAAAAUGUGCCAGAGCUGACUGGCCAUUGUCAACUAUGAGAGCAAAACCAACCCACGACAGGAAAAAGUAUCUUGUGAUUUUCUUUCCUCGUACUCGCAACUUCUCAUGGGCUGAUGUGCUUCUGGUUUGCCCAAUUAAUCACUUUCCACAGCCCAUUGCAUAUAAGACACAUAACAUUGGGGUUGAGAUGGUCAAAGAUCUCACUCUUCCUCAUCGUUUCGUCAUGCAAAAGAUCGCUGUUGGCAUUCUGAAUAUCUUUGAUCAAUUACACAGAGAGGUUCUUGUGGAAACCUCUCGCUAUAUAGUAGUCUGGAAGGAAUUCACAUUGGAGGCUUCCAAGUGUAAAGACUAUCCUGAUAUUGGAAGGAUGCUUUUGAAAAUUCAAGAGAUCAUACUUCCUCAAUACAAAAGUCCGCUGUGGCGGGAAAACUUGCUUCAGUCUUGGGUUCAGCGAUGUCAGAAUGCAAACAGCGCAGAAGCUGCUGAAAUGCUCAAGGAGGAAAUGGUUGAUUCCAUUCUUUGGAAUGACAUAAGUUCACUCCCAAGUGAUCUUGCACAAGUUGAACUCAGCCUUGAAUGGAAGAACUGCAAACAAGAGGCUAUGAAAUGGUUUUCAGUAUCAAAUCCUUUAUCAACAACCUGCGGAGACCCCCAAAAACUGACAACAGAUGGAAGCAGCCCACUGGAGGACGUGGGUCUUCAGCACUGCAAGAAAAGGGCCAAACUUGAAGUCAGGCGGCCCGAUACACAUCCCUUUCAGCCGGUGGGCCAUGAAGUAUCUCCAAUCGUUACUGGUUCUGGUAUCUUUGGUGGCUCUGAUGUUCCUGUGGAUAACGCCUUGCUAAAUUCUGAGCAUACUAAAGCUGAGAGUAAUGGAUGGGGUGAUGUUAUUGUUGAAGCAGCAAAUUCUGAAGUGACACCUAUCACUAAGAAUCGCCAAUGCAUAGCCUUCAUUGAGGCAAAGGGGAGGCAAUGUGUGAGAUGGGCAAAUGAUGGUGAUGUCUAUUGUUGUGUUCAUUUGGUUUCCCGUUUUUCAAGCACCACCUCUUCAAAGACCGAGUCAACAACACCUCUUGAGGUGGGAGCGUGCGAAGGCACGACCGUUCUUGGAACUAAUUGCAAGCAUCGUUCCCUCCCGGGUUCCUCUUUUUGCAAGAAGCAUCGGCCCAAGGUUGGUGAUAUUACAAAAGUGCCCUUUCUCUCCCCCGCGACCCAACCUAAGAAGAGAAAACAUGAAGAAGUCCUCGACGUGGACCCCAUCUCAGUCAUAGGUGGAAACAACAGCUUGGUCCCAAUGUCAGACUAUCAUCAGCAUAAAGAGUAUAGCAACGACGCAGAUGAGCCACUGAUGUGUGUAGGAUUGUGGGCCCAAGAUGGCGGCGGAGAGACUUGUUCGGAAACUGCGAAGCGGCAUUCACUGUACUGUGAGAAGCACCUGCCAAGCUGGCUUAAGCGUGCAAGGGACGGUAAGAGUAGGAUAAUCUCAAAGGAAGUAUUUGUUCAGCUUCUCAGGAGUUGUGGCCAGUCGAGAGAACAAAAGCUGCAUUUGCAUCAAGCGUGUGAGCUGUUCUACCGGCUAUUCAAAACCCUUCUUUCCAGGAGAAAUUCUGUCCCGAAAGAAGCCCAGUUUCAGUGGGCCAUUGCAGAAGCUUCUAAAGACGUGUGGAUCAGGGAGUUCAUACUGAAAUUGGUUUUUGGCGAGAAAGAGAGGCUCAAAAGGCAUUGGGGAUUCAGCUUUAAUGAAUCAGGAGCAGCUACCAAUCAUGGGGAUGAUGAUGAUGAGAAUGUUAUUAGCUGCAAAAUUUGCUCCGACACAUUUAUGGAUGACCAAGAACUUGGGAGGCAUUGGAUUGAUAAGCAUAACAAGGAGGCUGAAUGGAUGUUCAGGGGUUACGUUUGUGCAAUAUGCCUUGAUUCUUUCACUGACAAGAAGGUUCUCGAAUCUCAUGUGCAGGAGAGGCACCACGUGGAGUUUGUGGAACAGUGUGUGCUUUUUCAAUGCAUAUCCUGUAGCAGCCAUUUUGGUAACCAAGAUCAGCUAUGGUCUCAUGUUCUUUCUGUUCAUCCAUCCAACUUCCGGCUAUCAAAUCCUCCUCCUCCUCAUCUUCAACCUCAACCUGGUAGUCUUUCUGGUAGUGAAGAUUUCUUGCCUAAUGUAGAAAGCAUAAACUCUGAGGAUAAAAAAUUCAUAUGCAAGUUUUGUGGGAUGAAGUUUGAUUUGCUUCCCGAUCUUGGCCGGCAUCAUCAAGCCGCUCAUAUGGGUCCUAGUCUUGUCAGUUCUCGUCUCUCAAAGAGAGGCAUCCGUUUUUAUGCUUAUAAACUGAAAUCAGGGCGGCUCACCCGCCCGAAAUUCAAGAAAAGUCUGGCUUCCGUAGCUUCAUACCGGAUCAGGAGCAGAAGUGCACAGAACAUCAAAAAACGUAUCCAGUCAGCAAUUUCAGUUGGUGCUGGGGCCUGUUUUAGCAGACCCCCCGAGGCCUCUUCCAGUGUUGACAGCUUGGAUCAUGAACAAUGCUUAACUAUUGCAAAGAUGUUGUUUACUCAGAUGAAGAAGACGAAGCCACGCCCUAAUAACUCAGAUAUUUUAUCGCUAGCUCGGUCAGUUUGCUGCAAAGUAAGACUUAAAGAUUCAUUGGAGGCAAGCUAUGGAGUCUUGAUGCCAGAACGCAUAUACUUGAAGGCAGCCAAACUCUGCAGUGAGCAAAAUGUCUUAGUAAGUUGGCAUUUGGAUGGAUUUAUUUGCCCAAACGGAUGUGAGCUGUUGAAUGAUCAUCCACAUUGUAUUCCACCUUUGGUUCCUCUACUCAGUAGGCCUAGAUUUGCAACACACAAUGCUGCUAAUGUAAGUGAGUGGAGAUCGGACGAGUCUCACUUUGUUAUUGAUUGCCAACAGAUAAGGCACGAGCCAUCUGAUAGGACAAUAAUCUUGUGUGAUGACAUUAGUUUUGGGCGGGAAUCGGUUCCCAUAACAUGUGUGGUUGAAGACAUCUUUCUCGGGUCCCUCCACAUCCCUCCGGAUGAUUCUGAUGGCCAGAUAGCACUACCUUGGGAGAGCUUUAGUUACGUGACUAUGCCAAUUAUAGAUCAAUCAAUGCAACUUGAUAUCUAUAGUUCACAGUUAGGGUGCUCUUGUCCUAAUUUGACAUGCUCUUCUCAAACCUGUGAUCAUGUGUACCUUUUUGAGAAUGACUAUGAAGAUGCAAGAGACAUUCAUGGCCAGCCAAUGUGUGGUAGGUUCCCAUACGAUGACAGAGGGAGAAUCAUUUUAGAGGAGGGAUAUGUAGUCUAUGAGUGCAACCAGCGGUGUAGCUGUGGUAAAUCUUGUCAAAACAGAGUGUUGCAGAAUGGCGUCCAAGUGAAGCUUGAGAUAUUCAAAACUGAGACAAAGGGGUGGGCUGUCAGGGCCAGAGAAGCAAUCAUUCGUGGUACUUUUGUGUGCGAGUUCAUCGGUGAGGUAAUUGAUGAAGAGGAGGCUAAUAGGAGGCGCUGUAGGUAUGGGAAAGAAGGUUGUGCAUAUUUUUUGGAUAUUGAUGCACAAAUAAAUGAUAUGAGCAGACUGGUUGAGGGGCAAUCUUCGUAUGUGAUUGAUGCCACAAAUUAUGGUAACAUUUCUCGUUAUAUUAAUCAUAGCUGCUCACCAAAUAUGGCAAAUCACCAAGUGGUUGUGGAGAGCAUGGAUUAUCAACUUGCGCAUAUUGGUCUUUAUGCCAAUAGAGAUAUACUUGCAGGCGAAGAACUGACGAUUGAUUAUCACUACAAACCGUUGCCUGCAGAAGAAGGGAUUCCAUGCCUUUGUGGAUCUUCCCAUUGCAGAGGUCGACUUUACUAAGCCCCUGCUUUGUCACAAUUAGUAAGCAGUUUAACUUAGUAGUUGUACAUAUACCUAUCAACCAGAAGAAAUGAAGUGCUUUUUCGACUAGGUUAGAUUUCUGAAGCAUCUCAAUUCUGAAAUAUUGGACCCCGUUUUUCUGUAUAACAUUAGAGCUUCUUUAUUAAUGGAUGAGUUGUAGUGAAAUUUUACCCAGCCGAAGUGUAAAUUUUCCGAUUUUAAUCAGUGUCGUCAAGUUUCAAACCCCAUUGACCAAGUUAACAAUGGUUGCAGUUACAUCAGGCCCAAACAUUUAUAACAAUCUUCGGAGGCAUCAUAAAAUUGAAUCAUUU